Messenger RNA from Penicillium diatomitis, 426 nucleotides. Its product is annotated as dynein light chain Tctex-type family protein. Bases 1 to 426 code for a protein of 141 amino acids. The transcript is spliced from 4 exons. Gene Ontology annotation, cellular component: cytoplasm; cytoplasmic dynein complex. The record is from RefSeq and is a predicted model, not a curated record. Gene Ontology annotation, molecular function: dynein intermediate chain binding. Gene Ontology annotation, biological process: microtubule-based movement. Lineage: Eukaryota; Fungi; Ascomycota; Eurotiomycetes; Eurotiales; Aspergillaceae.
AUGGCUGUCGAGGCUGCUCCCGUUCCUCCUGUUCCUAUCACAGAGCUGACCAAGAUCACCUCCGACGCUUGUGAUGUCGCCCUGAAAGAUGCCACCGAGUACGAGCACAGCCUUGUCGGCGCCUGGAACUCUCAGAUUAUCAACACUAUCCUCAAGGCUCUCAUCACCGCCACUACCCCAUCCGAAGCCAACAAGCCUGCGCCUUACCGUUUCACGGUAAACAGCACAAUCGUCCAACAGGGCCUAAUUGACAAGACGGCCGCAGCUGACGGCGCGCAAAGCAAUGCCGGCAAGCGCGGCAUGCACUCCGCUUCUGGUGCAUUCUGGGAUGUCAACCGUGAUGGCAUGUGGACCUUCAAGUACCCCGGUGCUGAGGAGCGAGGUCUUGACGUCGUGGUCAGUGUGACGUGGUUCGCCGUCAACUAG